Dicrocoelium dendriticum is the source of this 817-nucleotide messenger RNA. The record is from the annotation of a GenBank genome assembly. NCBI's taxonomy places the organism in Eukaryota, Metazoa, Platyhelminthes, Trematoda, Plagiorchiida, Dicrocoeliidae.
AUGUCCUCUCUUUUUGGUCAGUAUGACGCUGUGCGGUGCUCACAGAUGAGGCAACCUUUGAGUCUCUGUAUUCUGAGACCAAAGCCUGAGCCCACCGAUGCAUACUCGGCAGCUGCAUCUCCAAACAGGGCAACCAUUGCUGCUUUCCCAGGUUCUCAAGACAAUGACCAACUGGAUUCCAACACUCAGUGUACUUUGGAUCAGUCAUUUAAAACUGAGCAAGGCACUCCUGUACAUCCUUCGGACAAACGUUGCAGAUCCACAAUUAGAGCAGCGAAGACAUUAUACGUUCUAGACCAAGAUCACCGCGACAAUACGUGUGUGCGCUGUGACAAAUCUUUUACCCGAAAACACUAUUUACGUUGCCACAUCAACUCUGUUCAUUUGACACUGCGUCCCUAUGCGUGUGAACAGUGUGGUAGAUCGUUUUCAGUGAAGAGUCACAUGCAAGCGCAUCUCAACUCCGUUCAUCUGAAUCUUCGUCCCUUUAAAUGUGAACAGUGUAGUGCAUCGUUUUCUCGGAAUUGCCUUUUGCAAACGCACAUCAUAUCUAUUCACACGAAUCGACGCCCCCAUUCAUGUGAACUUUGUGACAGAUCGUUUGUUGAUAAAGGCACUCUGCGAAAACAUGUCAAAUCCGUUCAUCUUGCACUGCGCCCCUACACAUGUGAACAGUGUGGCAAAUCGUUUUCUCAGAGCGGCACUAUGAAAAUGCAUGUGAAAUCCGUUCAUUCGAAACGCUUUAAAUGUGAACAGUGUGGUGCCUCGUUUACCCGAAAUAACGGUUUGAGCAAGCAUAUCAAAUGUACUCACUCGG